AAUAAGUUGAAGUAAAUUUGCAUUUUUUUGCAUCUCCUGGCUGCAACCAACGUAAUUGGCGCAGUCGGUAGGAUAGUCUAAAAUAAUAGAGUCAGUGAAUCGAUCACCGAUAAGGGCUAUUAGAACCUACUUGAGUUGCGGCGAGGUAGAGUAUCCGAAAAUCGAUACAGCAGAGAAAUGCAGAUGAUUUGACUGAAUAUCUUGAUGGGCCAUAUGAAUAUUGUCCAAUAAAAAAUGAGCAUGGAUCCUGUUCAACAUAUGAGAAAAGGAAACCAAUUCCCACAGAUACACUAGAGAAGCCAUAUGAAGAUGUAUAUAAAACACAUGGUAACUAUUUGGUGAUGGUUGCAUCACUGGAAGAAAGAUGGAAAGCUCUUGCCUCUCACCUUCCCAUUUCAACACUGUCAUGUCUUACAAGUGUCCAUUAUUGUAUAUUGGAAUUAGUUGGAAAAGGAAGAGAAAAUGGACAAAUGACAGUGGGUAAAACGAACUUGAGCAAGAUAAUAAACGAAUCUAAACACCUGUUCUAUAACCGGAGACAUUUACAACAAUUGAAUUUAGUGAAAACGCAGAGUAUAACACAGAUUUUUAUGGGUAAGGGAAUGAAAACCUUGAUGUUGCGCCUACCACGUUUUCACCAACCAUUAAUAAAAUCUCAGCCAAAACAAGGGAAAAUCUUUGAUAAAAUAGAAUACUUAAAAAACCAACCAAAUUUGUGUGAAAUAAAUGAUGAGAUGAUUCGUAAAGGGCUUUUAACACCAAGUGAAAGUAAGAGGCUGCAGAAGACAGUAAAUAUAUUUAAAUUUGAUGAAAGAGAAACAGAAGUUUUUUCUAAAAGCAAGAAAUCUAAAGGUACUACAAAAAAGAAAUACAUUUCUUUGCAAUACAUCAGUGAGGAAUCUUCGAACUCUGACGAAGAAUAUAGCAGUCCUGAGCUUAAAUGUCAGUAUAAAGUUGGUGUGAGUAUCAUAAGGCAAGCAUACGAUUGCUUUUUAGAAGCUGGGCUCAAAGGCUUAACGCAGAUAGAAAUUGCCCAACUGCUAGGCGUCGAGUUUUACACAUGUAGAACAAUUUGUAGGAUUUUUAAAAAAAGGGGUCUGGUACGGGAAUUUUUAGAAGAUAAAGGACGACAAAGAACUGCUAGAUAUAUUGCUAUUGCAGCAACUAACGAAAUUGAUAUGAAAUUUGCUGCAGAAAAGAAGAAAUUAUUGGAAUAUUUACACACUAACAAGAGAAAAUCUGAGAAUAUUGAAUCGAAUAUCGAAAAGAAAAAAGCGAAAUUAAGUAAAGACAGUACAGACACAGCAGUUGAUGAUAUAAGCAGUAGAAUUAUACCAGUCACACUUAUUGAUGGGAUAAAAAACCAAAAUUGUGGCUCGUUAUUAGAUAGUUCAAAAAAACCAACAUUACGACAGUUGAAAUUUGCGACGGGUAUUUUGAAAGUGGUUAAAGAAAAGAAAAUUGUUGCUGGUUAUCAGACAUUAUCUACAUUGGUAUCUCAAGAGACUGGGGAACCAGCGAUGGAUACAAAGUCACUAAAACUGUUUUUACAAAAACUGAUCACAGAUGGUCAACUAAAAAUUUAUAAACUGAAAAUCUCAGUCUUUGAUAAAGAAAGGUAUUGCAUAAACAUCUGUCCACCUUCCAUUAUGCCAGAUGAUCCAUUACUGAGAACCAGAUACAAAGAACUCAGUAUUAAAGCUAAGCACAAUUAUAGGAAGACACGAGUGAACAAAGUUAUAAAUAGGCCAAUGACUACCUACACAUACCCACGCUAUCUGAAAGUCCAAAAACUGCAUGAACAUAUUAUUAAACUUACUCAUUUCAAUACAGUAGAGUGCAACCUCGAACCUGGCUUUAUCUCUUUAUAUGAUAUAAUACCAGAAAUGACUGUUGAAUGUGCAUUAGGUAAUAUAACGUUUGUAAAUGCUGCAUAUAAUGUGGUCAAUUUAAAAAUAAGCGACGUUGUUCUAGAACAGAAAUUAAAAAAUGCACCUGAAAAUAUCAGAAAUAUGGUAUUGAAUUCAAAAAGUUUGCAUAACUCAGUAAGAGAUUGCCUCAAAAUCCUAGCAGUCCUAGGACUCGUUCAACUUAUUGGUGAUCCAACAUCGAAAUCGGCCGAGCAGGGCAAUUUCGCAAAUUGCGUGUUUUAUGUAAAUCGAAGAGCUAAAAUACUGGAUACGACUGGUGUAUGGCCCCGAGCAAAUGAAAAUUCAGCAGUAUUAGAAAACUCAUAUUACUUUAAUACCUUUGAUGACGUAGUCAGCUUUUGGGAAACCGUACAAAAAAUAAGCGUUAGUACGACAAUAAUUACUGGUACUCAGCGCUGUAAAUAUAAAAUCGUUUAUCCAAUACGAAGACAGCAAGAUGUGCUUGACAAUGACGUUGGUAAACGGUUUGGAGAUGGUUGUGGCCCCUGUGGCUUUGAUUCUUCAAUUUUUAUGGACCUAACGCGAUACUGGCGUUCAUUUGCAAACAGAAAUAUGUCUCCCAGGUUUUUGAGUAUAAUGAGAGCUCAAACAAAGCCUGAAAAAAAUUUAAAAGAUAAAAAGAAAGUGAGAACACGAAAGGUUAGAUCUCGUGCCUCUCGGUCAACUGCGAAAACCAAAACAGCAGUGAAGGAAAAGAUAAAGCGAAAAAAUAGAACUGAUCCUUUAGUGAAAUGGACAAAACAAGAUGAUAAGAUACUUACCAUGCUGAAAGUAGUAGUAGCAAUAAUGGGACCAGUGUCUGGUUGUAUCACGGUUAGAAAUAAUGUGGCUAAACUAAUAUUAACAUCUAGGGAUCCAAAAAAAAUUGCAUCUCUUUGCCAUAGACGAUCUGUCCAUCUCGAAAACAAUCCAGCCUUGUUGCAUGAAAAACUUUGUGUUUUAAAUGAAUUGCGACGGCGUCGAAGCUUAAUUGAAAAAUACGACGGUCUGUUUAAAGUAUUGCGUCUACGGCAUUUUGGUAACUUUCCUAAAUUUAUACAAGAAGCAAAGUUGCAUGUGAUGGAAUUACUUUGGAUCUCUUUACAAGUAGCUAAAAUUAUUCCGUUUAUUCAGCGUACACCAUCAGUUGCUGCAAAUCUUGAAGAAUUUCAUAGUAAAUAUGCCAUCAACGCAACAUCUGCUCACAGGUGCCUCAGUUCGUACAUUACUACACUAGAUUCAGACCCUACACUAGCUGUCUUAAAAGAAGGAAUUAUCCUGACCGUCAUGCUUUCAUUUUAUAAAGAAAUAAAUGCAGAGACAUCACAGCAAAUUUACAAAAUUUUUAAAAAUUAUACAGAAAAAUAUUUGCGUGCGGCAAUCGAAGACCUACGAAAGUGUGGAGCAAUUUCGGCAAAAGAAAAAGUAUUCAACAGUCAUUUAAGUAAAAUACACUACAAUGAUAUUGUUCAGUCGUCGUAUAAAAUGUCAUUUGUUUAUAAACGUCGAUGGCAAAACAGACUGUUAUUAAAAUUUUGUGACAGUUUUGCUCAAAUAAUAGACUCCGAAGUACCACAGAAUGGAAUUAAAGGGUCAUCCGUGAUCAAUUGUUUGUUUUUUGAAAUGCAGGCUUGUGACUUAUUGGACAUAACAUCUGUAACAGUUCCAGUUAUAGUCGGUUCAGCUGGAUCCUUGAUAGAGGAAGAAAAAUUGAAUGUGAUUGAUAUCGAGGCGAAGUUUAAACUAAAAUCAGGCACAGUCGGGUGGACGGAUCUAUCAAAUGUAAAGAAAUUCUCUAAUUUAUGGCGAGAUCAUCCCAUAACUUCCAUAUUUGCUUCAAUGUCUAGCAAUUUUUGUGUCGAUGUAACUGUUGGUGAUGAGGUGAAAAUCGUGGAUGAAACUUCAGUUAUUGUGGACUUUGUCGAAGGUUCUGGUGAAACAGGGCGCACUUUUAAGGAGUUGCAGAAUUCAACUGGCUUGGAUAAUGAUAUUCUGAGAGAAAAACUGACAGAGUUAGAAUCUGCCAACAUAAUAAUCCGUGUGGGUUACUUUGACAACCGUGUUGUUCAUAAGAAAUUUGUGAAAACCUGGCUCUUCCAAACAGACCCAGAUAAAUACAUAGUGCCCGCACCAUGGCUUAAUCUAUCCGGAGAAAUUCAACAUAAGAUAUUCCUGAAUUGGUUAUCCACUGUUAUGAACAAGAUAUUCGAGUGUCCUGGGUCAUCGAUACAAUUCCUCUGUGAGCUCUUCGAAUUCAUAUCAAUGAGAAAUCUCACAUAUUUGUGUACAUUCUUGGAGAAGUGUGGAUUUGUUUCAAUAAAAUGCAUCCGAACUUCAGAUGUAGACUUGUUUUCAGACGACGAUAGUGUGCAAGAGUUGGUUGAUUAUAAUCCAUACGAAUCCUAUGAAUGCACUUUAGUGUUUCCUAUGAGAGAUUCAUUGACAAAGUUUACUUUUUUGAAGAAUAAAUUAUCUGAAACUGUCGAUGCUUAAUAGAAUAAGUGUUACGUUAGUCGAAUAAAAAAUAUUUAUUAUUUAAAA
Messenger RNA from Leptidea sinapis, 4451 nucleotides. Its product is annotated as general transcription factor 3C polypeptide 1. Gene Ontology annotation, cellular component: transcription factor TFIIIC complex. Bases 342 to 4403 code for a protein of 1353 amino acids. The record is from RefSeq and is a predicted model, not a curated record. Gene Ontology annotation, biological process: 5S class rRNA transcription by RNA polymerase III; transcription initiation at RNA polymerase III promoter. The transcript is spliced from 7 exons. Gene Ontology annotation, molecular function: DNA binding. Lineage: Eukaryota; Metazoa; Arthropoda; Insecta; Lepidoptera; Pieridae.